CGCAGGCGGCUCACCAGGCCCCAGAGUGCACUGCGGGACGUGCGCGCGCGCGUUGCUCCAUUGUCGAGCGACCGCGGGAAAAUUCCAAAAAAACAAAAAAAAAAUACAACCCAAUACGAGGCAAAGCCACACUUUCAAGCCACAUAAUUCGGGCGGCGGCUUCCUUUCCACCAAUGCCCAAACUGCUGAGACAGCUCUGGCGAGGACCACCCGAUCUGACUUGUGCGUGGUUUCCCUCAGUGUUCGGCAGGCCAGUGUGAAGGUACUCCACCUUUUCCCUCCUUUUGCAAUGGCUCAAGAUUCAGUAGACCUUUCUUCCGAGUAUCAGUUUUGGAUGCGGAAGCUUUCUCUAUGGGACCAGGCCUCCACUAUGGAAACCCAGGAAGACACCUGUGUUCACUUGCCUCAGUUCCAGAAGUUCCUGAGGCGGAUGUAUGAAGCUUUGAAAGAGAUGGAUUCUAAUACAAUCAUUGAAAGAUUCCCCACCAUUGGUCAACUGUUGGCAAGAACUUGCUGGAAUCCUUUUAUCUUGGCAUAUGAUGAAAGUCAAAAAAUUCUAAUAUGGUGCUUGUGUUGUCUGAUUAAGAAAGAACCACAGAAUUCUGGAGAAUCAAAACUUAACUCCUGGAUACGGAGUUUGUUAUCUCACAUACUUUCGGCGUUUCGAUUUGAUGUAAGAGAAGUUGUCCCUUUUUGUCAAGGUCUCGGGUACACACCUGCAGAUUACUACCCUAGUUUGCUUACAAAUAUGGUUUCAUCAUUAGUGUCUGAACUCAGAGAGAAUCAUCUUAAUGGAUUUAACACUCAGAGGCGGAUGGCUCCUGAACGAGUUGCAUCCCUGUCACGGGUUUGCGUCCCCCUUGUCACUCUUCCAGAUUUUGAACCCCUGGUGGAGGCCCUGCUCACCUGCCACGGACAUGAACCUCAGGAAGUCCUCUGGCCUGAGUUCUUCGAAGCUGUGAAUGAGGCCUUUUUACUGAAGAAGAUUUCUCUCCCCACAUUGGCCGUGGUCUCCCUCUGGCUUCGCCAUCUUCCCAGCCUGGAAAAGGCAACGCUGCAUCUUUUUGAAAAGUUGCUCUCCAGCGAGAGACAUUGCCUGCAGAGGAUGGAGUGCUUUAUAAAAGAUUCGUUGCUGCCUCAAGCUGCCUGUCAUCCUGCCAUAUUCAGAAUCGUGGACGAGACGUUCAGGUGCGCACUCUUGGAAACUGAUGGAGCCCCAGAAGUACUGGCUGCUCUCCAGGUGUUCACACGAUGCUUUGUAGAAGCUCUGGAGAAAGAAAACAAACAGCUGAAGUUUGCACUCAAGACCUACUUUCCUUAUGCUUCUCCGUCUCUUGUCAUGGUACUACUCCAACACCCUAAAGGUAUCGCACAGGGACUUUGCUGCCAGCUACUGAAGUGCAUUUCUGAAAUGCUCAGGGAAGCAGUUGAAGGCCAGACUGCUGGGUCCCACAGAGGUGCCUUUGAGAGCUGGUUUUUGUUCAUUCACUUUGGCGGAUGGGCUGAUAUCGCGGCUGAGCAGUUGCUAAUGUCAGAAGCUGAACCCCCGGAGGCCCUGCUGUGGCUUCUGGCAUUCUCCUCCAGCCCCCACGACGGAGAUCAGCAGAGAGCACAGACCAUGGUAGAGGUGAAGGCGGUGCUCGGUCGCCUGGGGAAGCUGUUCAGGAGUCCGACCCUCUCAGGUCAGGACCUGCAGGCAGCAGCUGGUGAGGGCAGAGAAGCCGAGCCCAGACCACUGGUACGUCAACAGCUGACCAGGCGUCUCCUCCUGAGCUUCCUGCUCUGGGCUCCUGCAGGCCACGCCAUCGCCCGUGAAGUCGUCACCCUUAUGGCUCAAACUGAAGACAUAACCCAUGAGAUUAUUGGCUUUCUUGACCAGACCUUAUAUAGAUGGGAUCAGUUUUGCAUCGAAGCCCCUAGACCCAGAAAAGUGGCCAGAGAGCUCCUCACAGAGCUGCGGGCUGGAGUCCAGCACAGCCCCGUGGACCAUGUGGCUUCGGCACGAGGAAGGUCAGGCUUACAGAGGCAGCGGGACAAAUGUCACGAGUUUGUGUAGUAGGUGCCCUCUCUGAGUGCGAGGAUGAGCACGAUGUCUCGGGAAGGUCCCUGUCAUGGAUUGAAUUAUGUCCCACCAAAAUAUGUGUAUUAACUUGGUUAGGCCAUGAUUCCCAGUAUUCUGUGGUUGUCCUCCGUUUUGUGAUUGUAAUUUUAUGUUAAAGAAGAUUAGGGUAGGAUUGUAACACCCUUACCAGGUCACAUCCCUGAUCUAAUAUAAAGGACGUUUCCCUGGGGUGUGGCCUGAACCACCUUUUAUCUCUCAAGAGAUAAAAGGAAAGAGAAAUAAGCAGAGAGUUGGGGACCUCAUACCACCAGGAAAGCAGUGCCGGGAGCUGAGACACUCCCAGACCAAGGAAAGACUGAUGCAUCACGAGGACCUUCCUUCAGAGCUGACAGAAGGAGAAAGCCUUCCCCUGGAGCCAGCGCCCUGAAUUCGGAUGUUUUGCCUACUGGGCUGUCAGAGAAUAAACCUCUUUGUUAAGCCAUCCGCUUGUGGUAUUUCUGUUAUAGCAGCACUAGAUGACUAACACAGUCCCCAACCUUAUUCUGUACAGAAACCGGACGAUGCCUUCAGCAUUCCCCGUGCCUGCUUGUGUAGGACGUUAA
This is a messenger RNA of Loxodonta africana (African savanna elephant), 2664 nucleotides long. RefSeq names its product FA complementation group C (gene FANCC). Bases 290 to 2056 code for a protein of 588 amino acids. The record is from RefSeq and is a predicted model, not a curated record. Lineage: Eukaryota; Metazoa; Chordata; Mammalia; Proboscidea; Elephantidae. Gene Ontology annotation, biological process: cellular response to oxidative stress; interstrand cross-link repair; nucleotide-excision repair. The transcript has 15 exons. Gene Ontology annotation, cellular component: Fanconi anaemia nuclear complex.